CCACGUGGGUUCUCGUGCGUGAAUAGAAGGUAGCUUUGCAUUUAUCCAGAUUCAGGUUUAUGACCCCGACGUCGACGACUUCACGGAUAUCGAGAAGGGUGACGAGAUAAGCAACAAAUCGAAGAUAAAGGUGGGACGCAGGCUCGUUGCUCACACCAAUGUCAACCAUUCAAUGCGCAUUGAAAGUGGCCGUGUAGCAGCGUUAAAACUCGAGCGUGCUCGGGAAGUUCAAUGCAGAUCGGAUUCGAGAAGGAUCAAAAUGCCCGUGUGACAGGGGUAUUACUGUCCCAAUGGGCUGUUGCUCUCAGCUUGCAUGCCAUGUGGUGUCCGAUGAUGACGAAACGAACGCUUUACCAGAACCAUCGAUUUCGAAAGAGGAUGUACCUGUUGUCGACAAGUGUGACCACUUGAAGUUUAAACUCCCGACCUUUGGCCCUUGGGAAGCAGUGCUCAAUCGGAAGGCAUCAAUUGGCGGCGACGUUCGCCGUGCCAUCGUGGAUAUCCUCUUUCAAGAAUGCAUGAAAUUGGCGUUGUAGAGGAAACUUUCGUUUCAUUUUGUUGGUCACUGUUGUUCCUGUCAAUCCAACUGAAGAAAUGCUGUUCCAGGUACCCUUCACACCGUCUGUAUCGGCGUUCUGCAGAGCUGCUUGUACUUAAGUUUCCGCACUUGAGAGAUAACUUCAGCGUGAAUGGGAAGAUGGGCGGACAUUACUCUUGGGUGGAGGCACUGAAGUGCAAAUUUAAAAACAUGAGGAAGAAAUUGGACGACAACCCUGCAGUGCUGGCGAUGCGUGAGAAACAGGGCAAAAAGCGAGUGAAACCACCCGAGGAAGCAUGCCCCAAUGCAACGAAACGGGUCUCCCGCCUUUAUCGGCUUCUGGAAUUCAGCCUGCUGUGGAAGGUGGACCUUGCAACAGCAUUCGAGAACGGGUUUCUGAGCCUGACAAACAUAAUCUUGCAGCAUGGAGAGGCAAGUGAGGUGGUUACACUGUCUGCAAGCUCUACUGGAAUGAUAUGUGUGUUCUUUAAUUUGCUACAUGGUAAUGCAGUGCUGGGGGCACUUGAGGUCAUGGACUGAGGUGCAAGGAAAAGCUAAGCAACAUCGUUUCCAGGCAUAGGAACUAAGAAUCAAACCUUGCAUGAAGGUGUGCCACUACUUGCGUCUCACGUGCGUCCUCACUUCUCAGCGGUGUGUGCUGCAUAUUUGCAGCAUUUUGGACAUUCCAUAUAGAGUACCCACUGGGAUACCACAAGAUGCUCACAUUUCUCGAGCACGCCUUCGCAGGGCUGAGUGAAACUAAGCCCAGAGUAAAAUGCAUGGAGUUCCUCAAAUUCUACAUCCUGCACGGUGGACGAAACGAGCAACCCAACGAGAAAUAACUUCAGUUCCUGGCCCAUAGAAAUAUUUGCAAUAAAAUACUGUCUUUUGUA
This is a messenger RNA of Ornithodoros turicata, 1431 nucleotides long. RefSeq lists its product as uncharacterized. The record is from RefSeq and is a predicted model, not a curated record. The transcript is spliced from 7 exons. The coding region runs from base 515 to 1078 and encodes 187 amino acids. NCBI's taxonomy places the organism in Eukaryota, Metazoa, Arthropoda, Arachnida, Ixodida, Argasidae.